Molecule: messenger RNA, 1378 nt
Organism: Xyrauchen texanus (razorback sucker)
Lineage: Eukaryota; Metazoa; Chordata; Actinopteri; Cypriniformes; Catostomidae
Exons: 2
Coding region: 30-662 (210 amino acids)
Source: RefSeq, a predicted model, not a curated record
UGUUACACAGUCUGGCCGUGAGGUCCCGAAUGCUUCGGUACCUCUUGCCAGACGUCAGGAGGGUGAAGAGAUUGUGUGAGGGGUGUGUGGGGUCAUCCACAAUGCUGGCUGCUUUGCGGAUGCAGUGUUUUUUUGUAAAUGUCUUUGAUGGAGGGAAGAGAAACCCCGAUGAUCUUCUCAGCUGUCCUCACUAUCCUCUGCAGGGCUUUGCGGUCCGAAACGGUGCAAGUCCCAAACCAGGCAGUGAUGCAGUUGCUCAGGAUGCUCUCAAUAGUCCCUCUAUAGAAUGUAGUGAGGAUGGGGGUUGGGAGAUGUGCUUUCCUCAGCCUUCGAAGAAAGUAGAGACGCUGCUGGGCUUUCUUGGCAAUAGAGCUAGUGUUGAGGGACCAGGUGAGGUUCUCCGCCAAGUGAACACCAAGGAAUGUGGUGCUCUUGGCGAUCUCCACAGAGGAGCCGACUAUUGUCACUAUGGUAACAGUGGCGUUGGUUUUUGCUGUUCCAGCUCUAGCCCGAAUCCGAUAAUGAAAGUUUGGAAGAACAAGCUGAUCGACCCGAACCACCUUCGCAAGCACGGCUUGAGGAAAAAUUUCAAAGUGAACUGGGGAAAAGGGCUUUUGUCUACUCCGCUCCUUCUGCAUGGAACUUUUUGCAAAAAGACUUGAAAUUAUCUGAACUCAUUUCCUUAAAUGCUUUUAAGUCCAGAUUGAGAGAACCUGAAUUGACCUGUUUAAAUUGUAAAUGUUUUUAAUUAUUUGUGUUGUAUAACCUUUAUAAAUGUAAUUGAUUGUGUUUUUGCUGCCUCUUGGCCAGGACUCCCUUGAAAAAGAGGUUUUUAACCUCAAUGGGACUUUCCUGGUUAAAUAAAGGUUAAAUAAAAAAAAUAUGUGUGACAUAAUAAAAAGACAUAUGACGUAUGACAACACACAAUAUCAUGUAUUGCAGAUUGUAUGAUCAGACUUGAGGAUCAAUCACUGAACUUUAUUCUUCUCACUACUUACAGUGCAAGAAAAUCUUGCAUUUGCUUUGCACUAAAAAAGGACUAUCCAAAGAAAGCCCAUACAAAUAACUGUUUUGUUUAAAAAAUGAAUAAAAAUGUAUUCUUAUGUUACCCUUUUCUUUUUACAACCAAAUAACGUUUAUGACAUUACUGUUUAUUUAUAUUUAUUCUUAUUUUAUGCAAAGAAAGCUGAACACAAGUUUUAAACAAUGUCCCCCUUUUUUUUUCAAAUGUCACCAGAUUCCAUGCAGAGGUGACCCAUAAACUAUGAAUGACAAAAGUAUGUAUUACCAUUGUGCUUGAGGACAAAGCUUUUUACUCCAAAUUGUUCAAGAGGAUUGUCUCUGUGAUCACAAUACUUUAAUUUUCUCUGGAUUCGAA